Molecule: messenger RNA, 816 nt
Organism: Caenorhabditis auriculariae
Lineage: Eukaryota; Metazoa; Nematoda; Chromadorea; Rhabditida; Rhabditidae
Source: the annotation of a GenBank genome assembly
AUGUUGGAAGCAAAUCACGGCCACAUUGUCACGGUCGCCUCGAUCGCUGGAAAAGCCGGAGUUGCUGGAUUGGUCAGUCGAUUCCGAAAGUUCUCUCAGCAUUUAUUAAAUUUCAGGUCGAUUAUUGCGCUUCGAAACACGGCGCCGUUGGUUUCCACGAGUCUUUGACCGCAGAAAUCGCCGCUCUCCGAAAAGACGUUAAAACCACAGUUGUUUGCCCAUAUUACAUUAACACUGGAAUGUUUGACGGUGUUGAGACCAAGUAAUUUCAAGAAAUGGAUGAAAAAUGCAGAAAUUUUUAUUUUAGAUCGCCAACAUUGCUGCCCUUAUUGGAGCCCGAAUACGUUGUUGAAUGCAUUAUGGAAGGAAUUUUGACUAAUCGGUACAAUGUUAUUCUUCCUCGUUUCUGCCAUUUGGUCGUCGCUUGUGCUGGGUUCGUUCAGAAAGUUUUCCCGUCGUUUUUAGUGAAAUUUGGGAUUAUUCAAGACUUUCGCACGUUCAAAAACUUCAUCAUAAUUAUUUUAAAAGGGUGCUCAAUUUCCCAGUAGAUUUUGAACAUUAGGAUAUGUCAUAUUUUCUUCGUUAUCAAGUUUUUCCUUGUUUUAAAAAGCUCGAGUCUCCUAGAACUUAUCGCUACCAGAUUUUACAAUUUGAGAUCUUUCAAAAACUAGAAAAUUACUUGGAUCAACUCGAAUUCUCUGUUAUUUCCUCAAUUUCAGACUCCUCCCGACGGAAGUCACUUUGAUUCUUAACGAAUACCUCGGCGCCAACCAAACCAUGGACACUUUCAAGGGUCGAGUCGUCCAGAAAGCUUAA